Messenger RNA from Ilex paraguariensis (yerba mate), 2542 nucleotides. The record is from the annotation of a GenBank genome assembly. Lineage: Eukaryota; Viridiplantae; Streptophyta; Magnoliopsida; Aquifoliales; Aquifoliaceae.
AUGCAGAUUCCAAUUGAUGAUGUUCCUAAUGGAUUUGGCACAUUGACAACACUAGCCAAUCUGCCAUCCUCUAAUGUUGAUAAUACAAGGAAUUGCAACAGCUUUGACAUGGAGCAGUUCACGCGGUUGAGCAACACUAUGGAGGCAAAUCAGCCCAGCCUCUUCCCUCAAUGUCAGAAGGGUGAUGCUAAUGCAUCUAAUGGGUUGGUCAAACAUGAAGAGAAGAUACUGCCUGCAAAGGAAGUUGGUAUAGGCUUUCCGAAUCUCACCCAACAGUCUGUUGGAUCAUCUAUAUUUGCCAAUUUAAGCAACAGUAGACCAACACUAGGCCUUAAAGAUAUGUACGAGUCACCAGCUCAGCCGUCCUUGAAUUUCACUUUGAGAACUUCUUUGGGCACUCCAAAUCCAAUGCCUCCUUUUCCUGGUGGGGUUGUUGAAGGACUUGAACAGAACAAAGUGCCUACCUUUCAACAAGGGCAAAGGACAAGACAUAUAUCACCCAAGCCCCUCAAAACUGGCCUCAAUAUAAGCUCAGAGGCAAAUAAACGGAUGGUCUCUCAGACACGCAUUGCGAGGCCUCCUGCUGAAGGACGGGGCCGCAAUCAAUUACUCCCUAGAUACUGGCCUAGGAUAACAGACCAAGAGUUGCAGCAGUUAUCUGGAGAUUUGAAUUCCACUAUUGUGCCGCUGUUUGAGAAGGUUUUAAGCGCCAGUGAUGCUGGUCGAAUUGGUCGUUUGGUCCUACCCAAAGCAUGUGCCGAAGCUUAUUUUCCUCCCAUUUCUCAAUCAGAAGGUGUACCAGUUAGGAUUCAGGACAUUAAAGGGAAAGAUUGGACAUUUCAGUUCAGAUUUUGGCCUAAUAAUAACAGCCGGAUGUACGUUUUAGAGGGUGUCACCCCUUGCAUACAGAACAUGCAACUACAAGCUGGUGACACUGUGACAUUUAGUCGAAUAGAUCCCGGAAGCAAACUUGUCAUGGGAUUUCGGAAGGCAACAAAUGUUGAGAUGCAGGAUGCCCAAACAUCUUCCCUUCCUAAUGGCGGUCAUUAUGGUGAAGCUCCAUUUUCUGGUGUCAAUGAAGACUUGCCUAAUAAUGGAGGCAGAACAAGUGAGGAUUUGUUGGAGCGGCCCAUGCCUAUUCUGGGGAAGAAAAGGACUCGAAACAUUGGGUCUAAAAGCAAGAGACUGCACAUGCAUAGUGAAGAUGCUAUGGAGCUAAGAGUCACAUGGGAGGAAUCACAGGAGCUGCUGCGUCCACACCCAAGUGCCAAACCAACCAUUGUCAUGAUUGAGGACCAUGAAUUUGAAGAGUUUGAUGAACCACCAGUUUUUGGAAAGAGGACUAUAUUUAGAGCCCGAGCAUCCGGGGAACAGGAACAAUGGGCUCAGUGUGAUGAUUGCUCGAAAUGGCGAAGGUUGCCUGUUGAUGUUCUUCUCCCUCCAAAGUGGACAUGUUCUGCAAACAUUUGGGACUCACAUAGAUGCUCAUGCUCUGCUCCUGAUGAGAUAAGUCCAAUGGAAGUAGAAAGUUUUUUCAGAGCUGGGAAGGAUUCUAAGAAGCGAAGAACCACAGGAAAUAAGGUAGCCCAAGAAUACGAGCCUUCUGGCUUAGACGCAUUGGCCACUGCAGCAGUUCUUGGAGACAAUGUUGGUGACCAAGGUGAGCAUUCAGUUGGAGCCACUACCAAACAUCCCCGGCAUCGUCCUGGCUGCACUUGCAUCGUGUGCAUUCAGCCCCCAAGCGGAAAGGGCAGGCACAAUCCCACUUGUAUAUGCAAUGUGUGCAAGACUGUGAAGCGCCGCUUUAAAACCCUCAUGCUGCGCAAGAAGAAACGGCAAUCAGAACGCGAAGCAGAAGUUGCCCAGGGAAAGGACCAGAAUCACCCUAAGGACGAGUCAGAAACGGAUGUUGCAUCUGGACUUGCAUUGCUGCAUAUGAAUCAUUCCGAAAAUGAAAGAAGCCCGAGUGGAGUCCAAAUGGAGGUUGCUGAAACCAGCAAGGGACAAUUAGACUUGAAUUCCCAUCCCAACCGAGAUGAAGACAUGUUAGCAGAACCAGCUGGACUUAGCAUGACAAGCCUUGUUCAUUCCCCGAGUCAUCAAUUGGAGAUGUAUUUGCAGCGGAAUGGGCUUGGAAAUUUCGUCUCCCGUUUAGUCUCAACAGCUGGUGGUGAGAGUGAAGGCCGCCCACCUGAUGAUGUCCGGCGAGCAGCUGUUGCCAGCGAGCAGCAAGACAAGGUUGAUGAAGGGUGAUCAUCUGAGACCAACUAAACUGUAAGAGUUUUGUCUUUCUUUCGUUUGAUUACAUGUGUAUUCUUAUUUUUUUUAUGUGAGCAUAUCUAUCUAUAAACAUACCACAUGGUUGAUGAUUUACAUCCUCACAGUUAGGGAGUGCACUCAGUUUCUGUCUGUAAAAAUUUCAGCUACUAUCCCUACUAGAUUUCCCUAACUUUGGGUACACUAUAUACAUUUCCCGAAAUUUCUUCGACACUCUCAAUUAGUUUCUUUCUCUUUACUCACGUGAAAACAGAAAUGAUUGUUU